UCCUUUCAUCUGAUGGUGACGUUUCCCGAUCCAACCGGUCAGUGUACUGUGUUGGUAGCUGGUGGGCAGCUAGCUGCUAGCUAACCCGCUGAGCUACCUCCUCCACCUCUGAAGGCAGCUGAACGGAGCCUUGAAUGAACCCAGCACACCAAUGCAUCUCCACCGGCCGCGAUGGCAGCGACAGAAACGGAGGAUGCUGAAGCUGUUCGGUGCGCUGGUUAUCCUCGGACUGGCCCUGGCGUGCAUCACCUCCUGGGUGCUGGACAGCUAUGACACGGCUUGGCACCCGAAACGGAGCGUUCAGCACCCGACUAUCGGUGAUGGAGAUGAGGCUAAGGGGAGUUCUCCACCAUUUCCCGGCGGCGAGUUGAACAAUAUAUUCUGGUUUAUACAGGUGUCUGACAUUCACAUUAGCCGAUUUCAUGACCCCAGACGCAUCCCAGAUUUUGAAAAGUUCUGCACCGACACGAUUGAAGUGAUCAAGCCAGCUCUUGUGCUUGCAACAGGGGAUCUGACUGAUGCUAAAACAGAGAGCAAGGUGGGCUCCCUCCAGCACGAGGUGGAGUGGCAGGCCUACCACAACAUCCUGAAGAGGUCCCGCGUGAUGGAGCGCACUAGGUGGAUAGACAUCCGUGGAAAUCAUGAUGCCUUCAAUAUUAUUUCCCUGGACAGCAUCAACAAUUAUUACCGGAAAUACUCGGCUAACCAGAAGGUCGGCUCUUUCCACUACGUUCACAAAACUCCCUUUGGAAACUACUCGUUUGUCUGUGCGGAUGCCACUCUGACUCCAGGACCCAAGAGGCCGUACAAUUUCUUUGGUAUUCUCAACCAGACUCAAAUGGACUUGCUGGACACGUUCAGAGCUGAGAGUCUGAAAAGCAACCAGUCGAUCUGGUUUGGCCACUACACCACAUCCACUGUCGUCUCACCCUCUCCAGGAGUUCGGGACAUGAUGAGAUCUGCUGUUGCGUAUCUGUGUGGCCACCUGCACACACUGGGCGGCCUGAUGCCCGUCCUCCACAGCCGACAUCCACAAGGCACCCUGGAGCUGGAGCUGGGCGACUGGAUGGACAACCGCAGGUACAGGGUUCUGGCCUUUGACCACGACCUGCUGAGCUUCUCUGACCUGAGGUUUGAGCAGUGGCCUGCAGUGCUCAUCACCAACCCAAAGGACGCACAGUACCUGCAUCCCGGAGUGGAGCCGCUGGGUCGAAUAGGCAGAUCGACACACAUCAGGAUCUUGGCCUUCUCCGAGGCUCCGAUCACUGCGGUGCAUGUGAGUGUAGAUGGGGAACCUUUGGGGAAAGGCCACUCUGCUGGAGGUCCUCUCUAUGUUCUGCUGUGGGAUCCGUCUCUCUACCUCACUGGACUGCACACCAUCAGAGUUAAAGUGGAGGACUCGGCAGGCCGGUCGUCAGUGCGGGAGCAGCACUUUACUCUGGAGGACGACCUGACUCCCAGCUUCGGUUUCGUGCAGUCCUUCAUUCUCCUCACAGACCAUUACAUCCUGGGCCGAGUGGCCUUCAUAUUCAUGAUGCUUCUGAAUGUCGGUGUGCUGCUGGCCUUCAGGUUCCUGCGUGUUCCUUCUGGGAGAGGAUUGUCCUCUCAAGCGUGUAUGUCGCUCCAUCUGGUCAGUACAAUGGACACCUUCUACUACUCUCUGCUGCUGUUCAACCUGUGUACAGCCUUAGGUCCGUGGUUCAUAGGAGAGCUGAUAGAUGGCCAUAGCGGUGCCUGCUUUGCCUUUGGGGUCUUCAUCGACGGACACUUCCUAGAGGGCAGUCUCACUUAUGUUGUUGGAGUUGUUCAACUCCUGUUCUUCAACAUGCCCCUCACCUCUUACCUGUGCUGGAGCCUCCAUCACCGUUGCCGUGGCAACACCUUCCGAUCCCACUUCCUGCGGCCGGGCUGCCGCUGGCGGACUCUGGCCGUUCACCUCUUCAUGCUGCUGCUGCUCACUUGGCAGGCCCACUCCUGCUACUUUCUCCUGGAGACCUACGGCCCCAUGGCCUUUAUCCUGUCUCCUGUCCGCACAUGGGCGUUAGGGCUCAGCCUGCUAUUGGUCUACCGCGCCUGGACAGGCCCCGCCCCUCUCCUCCGUGACAACAGCAAGAGCGCCGCUUCCUCUUGACAGUAAUUGCACUGUACCACCACGAUUUCCCCCGAGCCUGACUCACAGAUAUAUUUUGCUGUCUCUAUCCACCCUGGAAGCCUCAAUUUCCCCCUCACAGCAGCCCCCUUCCCCCUCCUUCCAAAGCCACUCACAGUCCAUCACUCACUAUCCUGUUUCUAGAUAGUAUUGUUUCCUUAAUAUGCAUGUUAUCGUAAAGCACCGGUGAGCACAUUUAUGGCCAUAUUCAUAGCAAUGUGUACAGUGUUAAAAAAAACAAAGCACCUUGGGUACACUGAGGGUAAAAUAGCCACUUUAAGCUAUGUGAGGACUAGUCCAAUGUGUGCCGCAGUCGACAGUAUAAGAGCUGUAUUCUGCUGUGGUUUAAGCUGACUCAUUUACUUGAGCUUUAGCACUUUUUGGAAGUGUUGCCUUGGCCGAACGCCACUUCACCACUGCCAAAGGAUGAAUAAGAACGAUUUCACCUUUUAUUCUCCCCUCUGAAAAUCAUUUUCAUUCACUGACGAAGGCUGGACGUGCCAAACCGAUCCUCAUGUUUACCUUCUGACACACAAAUCAUGUGGUUAAGAAUGGUGUACACAUCAUUUUGUAUACUUAAGCUUCUCCCAACUUCCCGUGGCUGACCGAGCGUGGUACUUACAGUAGCUCUGGUGAAGAUGAUGCAGGUAACGCCGCCUAGACGACCAUGUUUUCAAGUUUAUUCUACACGUAAUUACAGGAAAUCAAAGGAAGAAAAUGACAAAUCAAUCAAAUGCUGUAGUUGAUCUGUGUACAAGUAGUUGAUGAUUGGAAGUGCUUUUAAGUAAAAUCGAUUCCGUUGCACACGACUGCCACUAAAAACGUGUCAAUAGUCGCAUUGAACAGUCAUAUCAAUACCUUCAAUGCCAGUUUUCAGCAGAACACAAAAACGAGCCGGCCUGACUCCACGUGCUCCUUUAAACGUGACUACAGGAAGCAGCUGUUUGUUUCUCAGGAAUGUGAGCACUUGAACAAUAGCCUGGUCCCAGUAGAAUUUCAGGACAAUGUUUUUAUACUCCAUCGUAGCUCAGUGAACUAAAAACCAUGUCAAACAAUCGAGAUGUGUGGUGGCUAGAAAAAAACAAAAUGAAUGUGUUAUAGAUGUGAUGAAAUGAGAUGAACCAGUACUAUGCUGUUUUUUUUUUCUUUUUUAAUUUCAUCUGAUUGUAUUGAGUGAUUUCUUUUUCCCUUCAUGUUAUAUAUCUGCACUGGAAGUGGGUAUUCUUUACCUCCCUCGUGGUCAGCGUGGCUAGGAAGAUAAAGGAGCAUCCCCUGCGUUGGAAGUUAAUUUGACAGCUCUGUGCGUGAAAACUCGUUUGUCCGUAUUGCUCAGAACUCCUUGUUUGUGAAGGUGUGAGAGCCGUCAGCCGUGUCUUUUGCACUCCAAUUCAAUCCCUUCUCGGCGGUAGUAGCAGGUGCUGGAUUCCACAAGAACAACCUGAUCAGGAAAAAAGAGACAAAUAGAGUGAAGACCACAUUUAUCACAUCUUUUAAUAGAAGCGUGUUCCAGCAGUGUUUUUUUUUUCCAAACCAUACCCAGCGUGAGUGCAGAGUAAUUGCUCCGUGCUCUGAUAAGACACGCGGUUUAAUAUUAGAACAGCUGCUAGACAUUGAGAACACUGAGAAAAUUAAAUUAUGUGCACUCUUGCUGGGAAGUGGUUUAAUAACUCCCCCCCCCCCUUUGCAUAGACAAGUCUUUUUGAAUUGUAUGGGAGCAUUCCCAAGUAUAUAAUUCCUGCAUAUAGAUAGAUAUUUAAAAUUGAUGGACCUUUUGUUCCUUUCUAUGAUGCUCACUACUUCUCACGAGCUGUGUAUUCUGUCCACAAGGAGGCAGUAUUGAAUGGAUUUGGUGGGUAAAGAGAGAUGACUGUAUUUUACUUCCACCUCCAAAUUAUGCAUGGGACUGUUUUGUUCGUUUGUUUGCUGAAAAGCACCAAAAGCUGAUGUUGGUGAGACAGUUUUGCUAGUUUAUUGACACUCACUGAUUAUGUUUAGCUACGAAUCUGGUUGUGAUUGUUCUGUACUGUACACUGAUUUGACUGUUCACACGAAAAACAGACAUGAGCUCCACCAUCACCAAGAAAUAUACUGCAAGUGAUGUGCUGGUGUUCACUUGACCUAUUCUGCAUCUCCUCCUAUGUUCAAACACUUCAGUAUAUAAAUGAAAAGAUGAUGAUUUUACACCUGCCACAUAUUUUUCUCGUGACAACUGAAAUUAGAGCCAACCACAAUUUUAUUUUAUUAAUGGUUUAUAGUGCUGUGGAAUAAAAUGUUCAUUACAGUAAAUCAUAUAAGUUGCAUCUCUCUUACAUCAUUGUCACAUAAUCUUACAUGGGAGUGAUCAAGACUAUGGAGCACUAACAAAAGUCAAAAAUAUAACUGAUUGUCUCAGUAAUAAUCUUAGCUAGCACUCAUAUUUGUUUUGUAGGUUCUGACAGGUUCUUUUUGUUUUUCUCAUGUUUGCUUUUUGUGCACAUUAUUAAUCUACCAGCACCAGCCUUUUCAGCUAGCUAUAGCUCUUUGUAAAACUAUACCAGCACUGCAUGCAGUGUUUAUCAUCCAUACAGCAUUAGCGUCACCCUUGUAGGCUUUAACUAGCACUUUAGUUGGCUAGCUAAUGCAAACAAAAUUUGUUGGCAAAUGCUACUUAAAAAUCUUUAGAGAUUUAAGUAGUAUCUUAACUAAAAAUGCUUUUCUGCUAACUACAGCUAACUUUCUUCAUAAAGCUAAGCCAGCUGCAAUGUUAAUCAUGUACAUCCUGCAUACUGUUUGUAGCUAAAGCACUUUAGCUAGCAAGCUACUGUAGCUACCUAAAGUUAGCUACCUAAAGCUACAUGAAAUUCAUUCAUUUAGUUUAAUAUUAUGAGAGACAUCAAAUCACAUGUAUGCAAUGCGAAGGAUGACACAGUAACGUCCAACGGCUUCUUUCCACUGUGGCCCUCAGACAUGACAAUAAUGUUACAAUGCUAGAAACGUGUGCAUCGCCAAGCAGUGUUAGCAAGCUAGUGUUUGGUGCUUUUAGCUUGCCAGGCUUUUGCGACUGCUACAAGCAUUAUGAAGUACAGUAUAUGGAUGAUUAACAUUACAUACACAGACUGAUGUAGUUUAAUGAAGAAAGUUGGCUCCAGCUAGUCUAGGCUAGCUAGCUGAGAAAGCUAGUGCUUUGUGUGUUAACCUGGCAGUGUUUUCAUGUAGCCGCAGUCUUCUUCUUCCCAUUGAUAUUAGUUAUUUGACCUCCUAACAGUUGAAAUAAAAACUAAUUGGAAGUAAAAGGG
Messenger RNA from Chelmon rostratus (copperband butterflyfish), 5424 nucleotides. It is a transcript of the gene tmem62, whose product is annotated as transmembrane protein 62. NCBI's taxonomy places the organism in Eukaryota, Metazoa, Chordata, Actinopteri, Chaetodontiformes, Chaetodontidae. Gene Ontology annotation, molecular function: hydrolase activity. The record is from RefSeq and is a predicted model, not a curated record. The transcript has 14 exons. The coding region runs from base 152 to 2131 and encodes 659 amino acids.